CACCGUUUCUUUCAUCUUUGAACGUCUUUCUUAUUCCGUAUUUACAAUGGGAAAAUGGACGCAGCUACAUGUGGAAACUGUCUUGACAGACAAAAUGCGGUCGAUGGUACAUUCUGUGAUGCAGGACAUCAAACUGAAUGAAUUUGAUCCACCCAUGUCUUUCGAUGCGUUUGUGGAACAUCUUGACACCAACAAUGCGUUUGUGAGGCAGUUGGUGGAGCUGAUGGUCAUGGAAACUGCAGAUACGCGUAAAUAUCCUCGACAUUCAGAGUCCACACACAUCUCUGGCCGCACCUUCAAUAAGUUGCAAUUCUUGAGCUCCAGAUAUCACGUCAGUGGGUCUCGGCGCUCGAGCACGCGGAGAUCAGAAAUUGUACCGCCUAUCGAUACCGAGCGGGUAGCGAGAAUACCAGACCUGGCAAACGCCGGAUGGACAGAUCUCGCUGAAGAGAUUGCGCAUGACGAAGAAAUGCUCGAACUAUCUCUUGGGGACUUUCCACUGGCGACCGGUGGUCUUGGUGGUCGCUACGAACUGAUGCUCCAAGAUGGUGUCGAUCUAGAUGCUAGCAUACCCAGGCGGCGUCAGGCGACAACUCCUCCGUGGAACGCCUCCAUCCCCCCACUGAAUGAUGGUACCUCGAGCACAACCGGCCUGGAUGCCACGUUACUCGGCCGCUUACGGGGUAGUACUCCCAAUCCAACAUCGCCACCCAGCACUGGUCCUAUGCGACAACAAUCUUCUCGAAGACCUCCUCGAGGGAGAAUGGUCGAUUUUAACGAAUACACCGGUCGUCUGCGAGCGGCUCGCAGAGCUCACGAUGGUCGACCACGCACGGCCUCUGGUGACUUUAUAGAGGAAGAUAAUGCUAUUGCGUCCCCUAUAUCGCAUGCAUAUCGCGUGGAUUCCUCCACAGACGCUUACCGCGAUGGGCCGUCUGACAACGAUGAUCCUCUCGAGCCUUUCAUUCGUCCACGCCCAUACAGGCAAGCUCCGAGCUCACACGACUAUGCCACGCUGGAGUCUGCUGUACGGCGGCACCUUAUAUCUGGUCGACUCCGUCGCGGUGGCAUCCCACCACCAGAAAACAUUGCCGAUAUUGCCGCCUUUCAGAACUCUACGCAUUUGACAGUCGGUUCAGGUGUAACAGCACCAAGAUCCAUUAUUGAUGGUUCUCCGACCACGUUUCUUCGCUCCCCCUCGCCCCUCAUCAGCCUUUUUGAAGGCAACGAGCACAUUCUUAAUGGGCACAGGAGUCAUUCCUUUGCUCCAUCGUCUACCGCCGCAAGAACAGAGGCUACUCAUCUGGCUACGCUUCGUUCCAGUACUCCGGGCUCUGUCGGUGCCGCCGAAGGCGAAACUACAAGUUCUUCCGGUCCUGUGGGUGCGCCUGAGUGGGCAUAAGGCCGCUCACCGUUGCCUUGUACUUGCUGCAUCUCUUUCUCCAAAAACGGCGCCGACUGCCCCAGCCCCAUUGCUUGGCAAUUUUUUUCAUUCCAGGAGGAACUGUGCUUGUAUGCUUGUUCUGCCUUUUAAAAGUGUGCUCAAUUACGAGAGCCAUCCU
Molecule: messenger RNA, 1562 nt
Organism: Dacryopinax primogenitus
Lineage: Eukaryota; Fungi; Basidiomycota; Dacrymycetes; Dacrymycetales; Dacrymycetaceae
Exons: 4
Coding region: 47-1402 (451 amino acids)
Source: RefSeq, a predicted model, not a curated record